Messenger RNA from Musa acuminata AAA Group (dessert banana), 690 nucleotides. RefSeq lists its product as uncharacterized. The transcript has a single exon. The coding region runs from base 79 to 498 and encodes 139 amino acids. Lineage: Eukaryota; Viridiplantae; Streptophyta; Magnoliopsida; Zingiberales; Musaceae. The record is from RefSeq and is a predicted model, not a curated record.
CGCCCCGUUUCCCUCGGAUCCCCUCGCGCUCUUCGAUAGUUCAAUUCCCUGUUCCAAGGCCCUAAUCUUAGAGUUAACAUGGGAUUCGACCACCAGUUCUCAGAUUCCUCGCCCCCCUCCGCCCCUCUGUCCUUUAGCCAGAGGCUGUGCUCCUCGAUCCGCUCCUCCUGCUGUUGGAUCGGCGGCGGCGGCGGCGGCUCUGGCGGCGACGGGGAGGACGAGCGAUCUGCGUCACUGAUGUGCUCAUCGGCGACCUGGUUCCGGUGGCAGAACCUGGUGGAUUGGGUUACCGCGCCGCGCCAUCACCAUUACCACUCCCGCCGCGCCUCCGUCGACUUUAGGUACGACCCCUUCAGCUACGCGCUCAACUUCGACGAUGGGCACUACGACGACGACAACGACCUCACCGGCGGCGGAGACGGCUUCCGGUACCGCAGCUUCUCGUCCCGCCUCCCGCCCUCCCUGCCGCCCCCCGCCGCGGUCGGAGACAACAGCUAGGGCUUGGCCGAUCCAAGCGCCGCCUCUUCUUCCUCAUUCGAAGUAUGAUGCGUACAUGUACAUAUGAAUGCUGUUGUAGCGCUCUGUUAUGCGAUAUGAGAUAGAUUUGUGCGGAUCGCAUCAAAUAAAACAUAUACAUCAUGGAUCAUGUAUUCUGAUGAUGUCAAUACAAAUCUCAAAGCAUUUGAUGUC